Molecule: messenger RNA, 3492 nt
Organism: Pomacea canaliculata
Lineage: Eukaryota; Metazoa; Mollusca; Gastropoda; Architaenioglossa; Ampullariidae
Product: fatty acid hydroxylase domain-containing protein 2-like
Exons: 7
Coding region: 201-1172 (323 amino acids)
Biological process (GO): sterol biosynthetic process
Molecular function (GO): C-4 methylsterol oxidase activity; iron ion binding
Source: RefSeq, a predicted model, not a curated record
CUAUAUUUGUCUCUCCCUUUGUGACGUAAGGUUUAUUUUAUUUUCGUUGCAUGCUCGGUCGCAUCACGAAUGUGUAUUCAGGUCCGUAGUCACAUGGACUGUUGUGACUACCAUUGCAACGGCAUAUUUUGAGUGGAACAGUUCUCACCGAAACAGGCUACUUCCACAAUUGCUAGAAAAGUACUGUUGAAAGAGCAAGAAUGGUGCAGAUACUACGUCUUGUGGACUCAGUGCGCAAGUGCCUGUUUGUGAUAGGCACGGCGCUUCUCUUGUUUGUUGCUGCCAGAAACAGCAUCACAUGGCAUCUCCAGAGAUUCUGGGGUGCUUCUGGUGACUUUUGGCAGCAGAAAUGGGAAGACAUUUAUGAACUCUGUGGCAGAGAUGCUUUUUUCUUGGGAGUUUUUGGUACCACAGUUUUUAGCUUAUUGGUGUUCUGGCUUUCCAAUGCAUUCCUCAUGUUUUUGGAUGUGACUGGGAAGCCAGCAGUGCUUUUGCGUUACAAGAUUCAGCCAAACAAAAAUAUGCCACUCUCUAAGGACCAACUGUGGCAAGCAGUGCGCCAGGUGUUGAUCAACCAGACUCUGGUGGGUAUACCUUUCACUGUGUGUGUCUACCGGCUGUUGAUGUGGCGUGGCUGCAGUGUCUUGCCUCAGGAUCUUCCCACUUUUCACUGGGCUGUGAUGGAGCUGAUAAUCUUCACUCUUGUAGAGGAAGUUUUCUUCUAUUAUUCCCACAGGCUCAUGCAUCAUCCAUGCUUGUACAAGCAUGUCCAUAAAAUGCACCAUGAGUGGACUGCUCCUAUAGGAAUUGUCAGCAUCUAUGCUCAUCCCAUUGAGCACUGCAUCUCUAACCUACUGCCACCAGCCAUGGGGCCUCUACUGUUGGGAUCCCACCUGGCAACUUCUUGGUUGUUUUUUGCCUUGGCACUGAUGUCAACUACAGUUGCCCACUGCGGCUACCACUUUCCAUUCUUGCCCUCACCAGAAGCCCAUGACUAUCACCACCUCAAGUUUAAUCAAAACUAUGGAUUUCUGGGAGUUCUGGACCGGCUUCAUGGCACAGACAAUGCUUUCCGUGCAUCCAAGGCCUAUGAACGUCAUUUCCUGCUUCUAGGCCUUACCCCAGUUUCUCAGCAAUUUCCAGACACACUCAGCAAGAAGAAGUCUGAGUGAAUGGCAUUCACCAGUACUUAACUUUAAGUUUCUUGUAGUUUGUUUUUAGUUUUAUUUGUUAUUUUUGUUUUAUAACAUUUAUAAUUCUAUUUGACUGUUGCUUUUGUAGAAAAGUGCAGAGAAAAACAAACAUAAGUAUACCUGCUUUACAACAGAAGCAGAGUGUAAAAAUCUUGGGGAAGAAAUUUUUAAGCUUUAAAAUUUCAAGAUAAAAAGUAGUGAAUGUGCUUUCAAAGAAGUAACAGCGCUUAUUUCAGCCAAAAGACUUUGUGAUCUGAACUGAAAACUUUUCAAGGAACAGCAAUGCUUUUAUGUUGGUGUGGAGGAUUUCACAAAUCAAGUUUGCAUAGUUUCAGAAUAAUAGUAGUCUUGGAAGAUAUUGAAAAACAGAUUAUUAUUAAAAAUUAAUGAGCUUAUUAUAUAGCUCGGUACCCCAGCCAAAACCUGGUUUAGCAUGUUUACAAAAUGCUUUUUACUAAAAGACAAAAUGUCUCCUGAACCAGUGAAAAGCAAACUUGACACUCAGCUUGCACAUGGAUAUAUAGAAAUAGACACAUAAACAUUUAUGCAAACAUAGCUUACUUUACAUUAUCUUGCAUGUCCACUCAAGAAACUAUGCACAUACAUGCACAUGCUAAUUGUUGGCCCAGUCAGUGGCAUAAACAUCUGUCCCAAAUGCUAACAUCCUGUCAUUAUCUCAGUCCAAAUUGUGUAGCUUUAUGAUGACUACAUUUUCGAUGGUAGAAUGCAGAUAACUGUAAAAUAGAAGGUAUUUUUUUUUUAACCUGUAACAGCAGCACAAAUCAUAAACUAAAUGAACCAGUGAGCAGUUGUUUCACCUCAGUAGUUUGGCAAAUCUGAAUGCAGGAUCUUUGUGGUUGAUUUUUUUUUUUUUUUUAAUAAUCACAGAUUUUGCUCAUAAUUUGUUAGGAUUGAGCCACUCCAGAAAUUCAAAUUGUUAUACGCUGUGCAUUUGCUUACACGAGUUUAUUUCACUGCAAUGGUCUGUAAUGUUUCACCCUACUUCAGGGACCAGACCUUUUAGUUUGCUCUUAUCUGUAAUGAAUUUUGUAGUCUGUCUGAUACCUGUUGAAAAUUUGUGUUUACAUUCAGCCUUUUGGAUGGCUGAAAGCUAAAUGUAAAAAAACCUUGCCUGCAGUUGUGUCCUAAGAGUCAUGUCUUUGGGGGUUUUUUUGUUUGGUUGUGUUUUUUGUUUUUGUUUUUUGUACUGCUUAUCUACGAUUGGUAAAUAAUUUGUGAUAAAUUAGUGCAGUGUUACUUGGGUUCUUGGUGUGGUGACAAAUUGUUGAACAUGAGUUUGCAGCUGGCUUGUCAGUUGGGUGGCAAGAUAGUUCAUACAAUAGUUAUUGAGAUACUGGUAUUAAGCUGGUAUCAGGUGGCAUGUGACUAGUUAGCACCCUGAUGUAAGGAUAUCAUUAUAGUCUUACUUCUGGAUUUCAUCUGAUACAGAGCUCACUGUGGUUUUUGAUACAUAAAGGUAAAGAAGAUAAAGGUCACCCCUAACCUUUUGGUCAUUGGGGAGUGUGGCUAACAUUUUGUGAGAGCAGUGCCCAUCUCUUUCCCUUGCUACCUUACCUUUCAAGUAUUCUAUAAAGUCAGGCACUCAUUCCUGACAACUGGAUGGACUAGGCUAAUCAUUGCACCACAUGAGAAUUGAAACAGAGUUCCUUUGGGUUUGGAUGCCAGUGCUGUAAUCCGGAUAAAUAUGGCACACUUCUGGAUGUCAAGUGGUUUGGGACUAGCACUACAUAAUGUUAAUUCAGAGAGUUUUUAAACAAGUCUGUUUAGACAAAGGUCUAUCAAACAGAAGUGCAUGAAAGACAAGCAGUGAAAUAGGGCUGUCAUGACAAGAUUUUAAAAUGAAAAGCUAAUUAUAAAUGUUUCAAACAUUUUUAUGAAGUCAUAAACCCCAUAUAAUGUUAACAUUGAACAGAAAGUACCAUAUAACUAUGAUAAGAUCGAUUUCCAUUAAAUAAGGCAGAGCUGUGAUAAAGCCUAAAAAGUCAAAGUGUAGAUCAAAAUUGUGCUUUGUUUUAAACAUCCUACCAUUCUGUACCAAUAAUUGUCUGUGUGUGUGAGAGAGAGCAUUUGUGUGUGGAUGAUUCUGUUUUCUUUGCUCCAGUAAUUUGUUAAAAUGUGUACUUUCAGCUUAGAUUUUGUCAGUCAGUGAAUCUUUUAGUCAAUUUUACUUGUUUGGCAAUAGAAUUUUUACCUAGAUUUGAGAUAUGUCCUGCAAUGUCAAUGCAAUUUUGUUCAAUGUAUUGAAGUUUACUUAUAUUAAAGUUAUGUCUACAUAUUC